Messenger RNA from Lemur catta (Ring-tailed lemur), 5565 nucleotides. It is a transcript of the gene MRC2, whose product is annotated as mannose receptor C type 2. NCBI's taxonomy places the organism in Eukaryota, Metazoa, Chordata, Mammalia, Primates, Lemuridae. Gene Ontology annotation, molecular function: signaling receptor activity. The record is from RefSeq and is a predicted model, not a curated record. The transcript is spliced from 30 exons. Bases 9 to 4439 code for a protein of 1476 amino acids.
GCGCGGGGAUGGGGCCCAGCCGGCCGGCCCCAGCGCCCUGGCCUCGUCACCUGCUGCGCUGCGCCCUGCUCCUCGGGAGCCUGCGCCUCGGCCGCCCCGCCGCCCUCCAGGAACCCAAUGUCUUCCUCAUCUUCAGCCACGGACUGCAGGGCUGCCUGGAGGCCCAGGGUGGGCAGGUCAGAGUCACCCCGGCCUGCAAUGCCAGUCUCCCUGCCCAGCGCUGGAAGUGGGUCUCCCGAAACCGGCUCUUCAAUCUGGGCACCAUGCAGUGCCUGGGCACAGGCUGGCCGGGCACCAACACCACGGCCUCCCUGGGCAUGUACGAGUGUGACCGGGAGGCACUGAAUCUUCGCUGGCACUGUCGCACACUGGGUGAUCAGUUGUCCCUGCUCCUGGGGGGCCGCGCUGGCAACUUGUCCAAGCCUGGCACCCUUGAGCGGGGUGACCAGACCCGCAGUGGCCAGUGGCGCAUCUAUGGCAGCGAGGAGGAUCUAUGUGCCCGGCCCUACUAUGAGGUCUACACCAUCCAGGGGAAUUCCCACGGGAAGCCGUGCACCAUCCCUUUCAAAUAUGACAACCAGUGGUUCCACGGCUGCACCAGCACGGGCCGUGAGGACGGGCACCUGUGGUGCGCCACCACCCAGGACUACGGCAAGGACGAGCGCUGGGGCUUCUGCCCCAUCAAGAGUAAUGACUGCGAGACCUUCUGGGACAAGGACCAGCUGACUGACAGCUGCUACCAGUUUAACUUCCAGUCCACGCUGUCAUGGAGGGAGGCCUGGGCCAGUUGCGAGCAGCAGGGGGCCGAUCUGCUGAGCAUCACUGAGAUCCACGAGCAGACUUACAUCAACGGGCUCCUUACCGGGUACAGCUCCACCCUGUGGAUUGGCCUUAAUGACCUGGACACCAGUGGAGGUUGGCAGUGGUCGGACAACUCGCCCCUCAAGUACCUCAACUGGGAGAGUGAUCAGCCGGACAACCCAAGUGAGGAGAACUGUGGAGUGAUCCGCACUGAGUCCUCAGGCGGGUGGCAGAACCGCGACUGCAGCAUCGCGCUGCCCUAUGUGUGCAAGAAGAAGCCCAACGCCACGGCCGAGCCCAUCCCGCCAGACAAGUGGGCCAACGUGAAGGUGGACUGUGAGCCGAGCUGGCAGCCCUUCCAGGGCCACUGCUACCGCCUGCAGGCGGAGAAGCGCAGCUGGCAGGAAUCCAAGAAGGCGUGUCUGCGGGGCGGCGGCGACCUGCUCAGCAUCCACAGCAUGGCCGAGCUGGAAUUCAUCACCAAGCAGAUCAAGCAAGAGGUGGAGGAACUUUGGAUCGGCCUCAACGAUUUGAAACUGCAGAUGAAUUUCGAGUGGUCCGAUGGAAGCCUUGUGAGCUUCACCCACUGGCACCCCUUUGAGCCUAACAACUUCCGGGACAGUCUGGAGGACUGUGUCACCAUCUGGGGGCCGGAAGGUCGCUGGAAUGACAGUCCCUGUAACCAGUCCCUGCCGUCCAUCUGCAAGAAGGUGGGCCAGCCGAGCCAGGGGGCCGCUGAGGAGGACCACGGCUGCCGAAAGGGUUGGAAGUGGCACAGCCCAUCCUGCUACUGGCUGGGGGAGGACCAAGUGACCUACAGCGAGGCUCGGCGCCUGUGCACUGACCACGGCUCUCAGCUGGUCACCAUCACCAACAGGUUCGAGCAGGCCUUCAUCAACAGCCUCAUCUACACCUGGGAGGGUGAGCACUUCUGGACGGCCCUGCAGGACCUCAACAGCACCGGCUCCUUCCGCUGGCUCAGUGGGGACGAAGUCAUGUACACCCACUGGAACCGGGACCAGCCCGGGUACAGCCGCGGGGGCUGCGUGGCUCUGGCCACGGGCAGCGCCAUGGGGCUGUGGGAGGUGAAGAACUGCACCUCGUUCCGGGCUCGCUACAUCUGCCGGCAGAGCCUGGGCACCCCAGUGACGCCGGAGCUGCCUGGGCCAGACCCCACACCCAGCCUCACUGGAUCCUGUCCUCAGGGCUGGGCCUCGGACCCCAAACUCCGGCACUGCUAUAAGGUGUUCAGCUCAGACCGGCUACAGGACAAGAAGAGCUGGAUCCAGGCCCAGGGGGCCUGCCGGGAGUUGGGGGCCCAGCUGCUGAGCCUGGCCAGCUAUGAGGAGGAGCACUUUGUGGCCAACAUGCUCAACAAGAUCUUUGGUGAAUCAGAGCCCGAGAUCCACGAGCAGCACUGGUUCUGGAUGGGUUUGAACCGUCGGGAUCCUAGAGGGGGUCAGAGUUGGCGCUGGAGCGACGGCUUAGGGUUCUCCUACCACAAUUUCGACCGGAGCCGGCAUGACGAUGACGAUAUUCGGGGCUGCGCAGUGCUGGACCUGGCCUCCCUGCAGUGGGUGGCCAUGCAGUGCGAGACGCAGCUGGACUGGAUCUGCAAGAUCCCUAGAGGAGCGGACGUGCAGGAGCCCGAUGACAGCCCUCAAGGCGGGCGGGAGUGGCUGCGCUUCCAGGAGGCCGAGUACAAGUUCUUCGAGCACCACUCCACGUGGGUGCAGGCACAGCGCAUCUGCACAUGGUUCCAGGCCGAGCUGACCUCCGUGCACAGCCAGGCCGAGCUGGACUUCUUGGGGCACAACCUGCAGAAGUUCUCCCGGGGCCAGGAGCAGCACUGGUGGAUCGGCCUGCACACCUCCGACAAUGACGGGCGCUUCAGGUGGACAGAUGGUUCUGUUAUAAACUUCAUCUCCUGGGCACCAGGCAAACCUCGGCCUGUUGGCAAGGACAGGAAGUGCGUGUACAUGACGACCAGCCGAGAGGACUGGGGGGACCAGAGGUGCCUGACAGACUUGCCCUACAUCUGCAAGCGCAGCAACAGCACCCGAGAGAUGACGCAGCCCCCAGAGCUGCCACCUACAGCCCUAGGGGGCUGCCCCUCUGGCUGGAACCAGUUCCUCAACAAGUGUUUCCAAAUCCAGGGCCAGGACCCCCAGGACCGGGUGAAGUGGUCAGAGGCACAGUUCUCCUGUGAACAGCAAGAGGCCCAGCUGGUCACCAUUGCAAACCCCUUAGAGCAAGCAUUCAUCACAGCCAGCCUGCCCAAUGUGACCUUUGACCUUUGGAUUGGCCUCCAUGCUGCACAGAGGGACUUCCAGUGGGUGGAGCAGGAGCCACUGCUAUACACCAACUGGGCACCUGGGGAGCCCUCUGGCCCUAGCCCGGCUCCCAGUGGCAACAAGCCGACGAGCUGUGCGGUGGUCCUGCACAGCCCCUCAGCCCACUUCACUGGCCGCUGGGAUGAUCGGAGCUGCACGGAAGAGACACAUGGCUUCAUCUGCCAGAAGGGCACAGACCUUUCCCUGAGCCCAUCCCCAGCAGCGUCGCCCCCCGCCCCGGGCGCCGAGCUCUCCUACCUCAACGGCACCUUCCGGCUGCUGCAGAAGCCGCUGCGCUGGCACGACGCCCUCCUGCUGUGCGAGAGCCGCAACGCCAGCCUGGCCCGCGUGCCCGGGCCCUACACCCAGGCCUUCCUCACGCAGGCCGCCCGCGGGCUGCGCACGCCGCUCUGGAUCGGGCUGGCCAGCGAGGAGGGCUCCCGGCGGUACUCCUGGGUCUCAGAGGAGCCGCUGAGCUACGUGAGCUGGCAGGACGGGGAGCCCCAGCAGCCGGGGGGCUGUGCCUACGUGGAUGUGGACGGGACCUGGCGCACCACCAGCUGCGACACCAAGCUGCAGGGGGCCGUGUGUGGGGUUCACAGUGGGCCCCCACCUUCCCGAAAAAUAAGCUACCACGGCAGCUGUCCCCAGGGCCUGGCGGACUCGGCCUGGAUUCCCUUCCGGGAGCACUGCUACUCCUUCCACAUGGAGCUGCUGCUGGGCCACAAGGAGGCGCUGCAGCGCUGCCAGAGAGCGGGCGGGGCGGUCCUGUCCAUUCUGGAUGAGAUGGAGAACGUGUUUGUCUGGGAGCACCUGCAGAGCUCUGAGGGCCAGAGUCGGGGCGCCUGGCUGGGCAUGAACUUCAACCCCAAAGGAGGCACCCUGGUCUGGCACGACAACACAGCUGUGAACUACUCCAACUGGGGGCCCCCCGGCCUGGGCCCCAGCAUGCUGAGCCACAACAGCUGCUACUGGAUCCAGAGCAGCAGCGGGCUGUGGCGCCCUGGCGCCUGUACCAACAUCACCAUGGGCGUCGUCUGCAAGCUGCCUCGCGCCAAAGAGAGCAGCUCCCCACCAACAGCAGCGCUCCCGGAGAACCCGGCGGCCCUGGUGGUGGUGCUGAUGGCAGUGCUGCUGCUCCUGGCCCUGCUCACCGCGGCCCUCAUCCUCUACCGGCGGCGCCAGAGCAUGGAGCAGGGCGCCUUCGAGGGUGCCCGCUACAGCCGCAGCAGCUCCGGCCCCGGCGAGGCCACUGAGAAGAACAUCCUGGUGUCCGACAUGGAAAUGAAUGAGCAGCAAGACUAGAGCAAAGGGCGUGGGCAGGGCCGGGGCAGGAGGAGCUGGGGAACUGGGGCCCCGGUCGCCUGGGCCCCCAUCAGCUGCCCGUCCAGUUGGCCUACAGAGGGGUGCCCUUGGGAGUCACUGUUGGGAGCCAGGGCUGGGCAGGGCCUGGGCUGGUGGGGUCCCACCCUCCCGUGAGGGGUGGGCUGAGACCCGGCUGAGUGCAGCGUGGUGUUUCCCUUUCUGGGGGCCUGAGGUCUUGUCACCUGGGCCUGUGCCCCCAUGGUAACCACAGGCAGGAUGGGAGGGGGAGCGGGAGCCUCUUUCUGCCUCUUUCUCCCCAGGCCCCCCGGCCCAGGCCUGUUGACCCAUGCCCCAGGACCCCUUCUUGUUUGCAGAGCCUGAGGAGCCUUCCUGUCCCCUCGGGCAGCUCUUUGUUGCUUCUCUCUUCCCACCUGGCAGCCUCGGCUCUGCACCCCUCACCCUGGCCCGCUGCCCCCUUCUCAUCCAGCACUUCCUUCUGAGCCAGGGCCCUGGGGUUUGGGAAGCCCGCUUGCUCUUGGUGGGGGUCAGCCGAGGGGGCUGCUGGGCUGGCCACGGGGCCUGGGUGGGUCAGGCCUGAGACCCAGGGCACCAGUGUGGUGUCUGCUGGGCUGGAGACAGGACUGGGGAGAGACACCCCAACCUCCUAAGGUGGGGCUGGGGUGUCAUCUCCUGCCGGUCGGGGGAGGGCUCUGUCCCUGAAAGAGUCCCCUGUGGGGACCAAAGUAAGUUUCCUAAUGUCUCCAGCUCCUGGCUCUGGUUUGGGGGGUGGGGGGUUGCCAGAGCCCUGGGGGCCUGGGAGGAGCAGGAGUCCAAGGAUGGCCCAGGUGCCCGCCCUCUAGUGGGGUCCGGGGAGCAGUGCCUGAGCCCCUGGAAUGGCCCAGUGCGCGGGAGCUGACCCAGUGCCCUUCUAGAGGCCACAGGCCCGGCCAGGAUGGAGCGUGCAGCCAGUACUGGUGCCACAGCGUGGGACAAUGUGAACACGGACUCGAAGACAUGGCCCCUUUUUUGUAGUUCUUGAUUUUUUUUUAAUGUGCCCUUAUUGUUUAAAAAAAAAGAAAAAAGAAAAGCAAACCAAUAAAACACCUUUAAGAGGCUUGAGAGAUAA